This is a messenger RNA of Durio zibethinus, 11408 nucleotides long. RefSeq lists its product as uncharacterized. The record is from RefSeq and is a predicted model, not a curated record. Gene Ontology annotation, molecular function: histone binding; ATP binding. NCBI's taxonomy places the organism in Eukaryota, Viridiplantae, Streptophyta, Magnoliopsida, Malvales, Malvaceae.
AGGUACGUGUUUGGAAAGCAUGCUGUUUACGCUUCCUUUCUUCUGAUUCCUGCAAAACCAAAACUCCAUUUUUUUUCCUUUUAUUUUCCUUUAUUAAAGAAGUUUCACAUCUGAGUCACUCUCUCUAUGUAGCUGACCUCUAAUUCUUCGAUCUCCGAUCAGUUCAUAGGAGGAGAUGGCGUCUUCUUCACAUAAUGUUGAGUUGGAGGCGGCGAAGUUUUUGCACAAACUCAUUCAAGAUUCUAAAGAUGAGCCAGCGAAGCUGGCAACAAAACUUUAUGUGAUAUUGCAACACAUGAAAUCUAGUGGGAAGGAACAUUCAAUGCCGUUUCAAGUAAUAUCAAGGGCAAUGGAGACUGUUAUCAAUCGACAUGGUCUUGAUCUUGAGGCUUUGAAGUCAUCACGGCUUCCUCAAACUGCUGGGUCUCAAACAGUAGAUUCUGCAUCGGGACAAUAUGCUGGAUCUUCUCAGGCUGUUGCAGUUCCAAAAGAUUCUAAAGCAGGACUGGCCCACAAUGAGAUGCCUAAAUUUGAUCCAUUUUCAUCCAGCAGGCCACUGUUUGGCCCAAGCAUUGCUGGACAUGAGUAUUAUCAAGGAGCUGGAACUCAUAGGGGUAGUCAGUCUUUUGAUCAUGAAAGCCCAUCUAGUUUGGAUACGCGCUCUGCUAACUCACAAUCACAAGACAAACAAAUGAGUCAAAAUGAUUGUAAAAAGGCUGCGACUAAGCGAAAGAGGGGUGAUUCAUCAUCACCAUUGGAAACAAAUUUUGACAAUUCCCAGCAACUUGAUUCUCGUAAUGCUGUGAUUGAUCCAAGGAAAGGGAAGAUGAAUAAGGCUGAACCAUCUGGCCCUGCUAACUACAAUAUGGUCCCAAAUAGUGGCCAAAUGGAGCAUUUUCCAUCCUUACCUGGUACUAUGAGAUCAAUGCUUAGAGGUAGACAGGAUGGUCAGAAUAUAACAGAAAACCUAGUGGAUUCAACAAACAUUAACAAUUUGAUGUCACGUGCUCCUAGUUCAAAGUAUCCUGAAGAAGUGGAAGUUUCUUCCACUCAAAAUGCUCCUGGACAGCAGCAAGGGGGACUUCCUGGUGCACAUGAUGGUUUUUCCUCCAGAGGUGGUGUAUGGAAUCAAAACAAGGCGGGGUUACCCUUUGACAGAUCUCAACUUCACAGGUUUUCCCCAAAUGUUGUUUCUGGCAACAUGACAGCAGAAAUUGCAUCUCAGCAGUCAAUGCAUGCAUCUCUUGUACCAGGUGGUUUUGGGAAGGUUCAAGGAGGGCUGCCUGCCACAUCUAACACAUAUCCUGCAGGAGAACUAGUGUUCCCAGGUUCAGGCCAAUUUAGUGGCUCUGAGAGUCAGAAGCAUGGAUUAUCCAAAGGUUCUGCAGGAAGCCCUGAUGGGUUGUCUGCAACACUUUCUGCUGGAAAAGUUUUGGAACAUGAUAGAGGAAGUUCAAAUAUGUUAGCAGAUGCAAAUAAGAUAGCUCAGGUUGGCAGGCAAAAUAGUACCUCAGAAAUGACCAUGCUUAGAGCCACAGCACCAAGAGAUAUGGGAAAGUCUCCUGUCUCCCAAUCUGCCACAAUCUCUGGCAUGCCCUUCAAGGAACAACAUCUGAAACAGCUUAGAGCCCAGUGCCUUGUAUUUUUAGCUUUCAGAAAUGGGUUGAUGCCAAAGAAGCUGCAUCUUGAAAUUGCGCUUGGAAACAUAUUUCCUAAAGAAGUUGGCAAUACAGAUGGCCCUCGCAAAGAGCUGAAUGACCAUAGAGGCAAAGCACAGACUUCCAAUGAGCCAAGUAGCAUAUCUGAAGUUGCAAUGCCGUUUGGAAGGAUGACUAAUGCACCUUCAGGCUCCACAUCUACUGGAAGAUUCCCAGAGGCUGAUUCCUUGUCAAAAGAAGCAGAAAAACUAAGAGUGGAGGAGAAUAAUGGCCCACCUUUUGAUCUUCCAGCAAUUGUGGAUGAAAGGAAACAUAUUCUAGCUACAAGGAAGACAGAGGCUGAAAUUCAGAACCAAGAGACAGUGGAACCACAGGCAUAUUCAACUAUAAUGUUUCGACAGCCUGACUCUGCUUCUACAAAGGGUGGCUUUACUGUUAGUAACCCUGUGGAUAGCAUGGAGAAUGACCAUCUGCAGGUUGGAAAGGCUGAUCUAGCUUCUUCUGUGAUGGGUGCAAAUACACAGGUGAACCCUGAAAUGAUGGGCUGGUCUGGAAUUGGCUGUCAUAAUGAGGUUUCCAGGGCAUCUUUGCGAGCUGCUGCAGUCCAGCAUGAUUUGGUGCUAGAGAGAAAAGAUACUGCUCCUUCUCAGUUUCAAAGUCCCGAGCAAGAUGAGGAAGAUAAAUCUGUGUCAACUGAUUCAUUGCCUUCUCCAAAGCACACUAUGUUGGAGAGAUGGAUUAAUGAUUUGCAGAAACAGAAGCUUUUAGCUGAGCAGAAGUGGUUUCUAAAGCAGCAAAAAACAAAGCAAAGAAUGGUUACUUGUUUCACCAAAUUAAAGGAAAAUGUGAGCUCAUCUGAAAAUAUAUCUGCAAAAACCAAAAGUGUUAUAGAAUUGAAGAAACUCCAAUUAUUAGAGCUCCAACGUCGCCUGCGCAGUGAUUUUCUGAAUGACUUUUUCAAACCAAUUACAAAUGAUAUGGAACGCCUGAAAUCAUACAAGAAACAUAGACAUGGUAGAAGGAUAAAACAACUUGAAAAAUAUGAGCAGAAAAUGAAAGAAGAGCGACAAAAGAGAAUUCGUGAGAGGCAGAAGGAGUUUUUCAGUGAGAUAGAAGUUCACAAAGAAAGGCUGGAUGAUGUGUUUAAAAUUAGGAGAGAACGAUGGAAAGGUUUCAAUAAAUAUGUGAAGGAGUUCCAUAAGAGAAAGGAGCGUAUACAUCGUGAAAAGAUUGACAGAAUUCAGCGUGAGAAGAUUAACUUGCUCAAAAUCAAUGAUGUGGAGGGUUAUUUGCGAAUGGUUCAGGAUGCUAAAUCAGAUCGUGUUAAACAACUAUUGAAAGAAACAGAGAAAUAUCUUCAGAAACUUGGGUCCAAGUUACAGGGUGCAAAGGCUAUGGCAAGCUGCUUUGAGAAUGAUGUGGAUGAGAUGCGAACUGCAAUUGUUGUUGAGAAUGACACUGCUAUUGAGAAUGAAGACGAGGCAAAGCAUUAUAUGGAAAGCAAUGAAAAGUACUACAUGAUGGCUCAUAGCAUAAAAGAAAGCAUCAGUGAGCAACCAACUUUUCUUAAGGGUGGAAAAUUAAGAGAGUACCAGAUGAAUGGCCUUAGGUGGCUGGUUUCACUCUACAAUAAUCAUCUGAAUGGCAUUCUUGCUGAUGAAAUGGGCCUUGGGAAAACUGUUCAGGUUAUUUCUCUUAUUUGCUACCUAAUGGAAACCAAAAAUGACAGAGGACCAUUUUUAGUGGUUGUCCCAUCUUCAGUUCUGCCUGGAUGGGAGUCAGAAAUCAAUUUCUGGGCCCCUGAGAUACACAAAAUUGUUUAUGCCGGGCCUCCGGAAGAGAGGCGUAGAUUAUUCAAGGAGAGGAUUGUACAUCAGAAAUUCAACAUUCUCCUGACAACAUAUGAGUAUCUAAUGAACAAGCAUGAUAGACCAAAACUGAGCAAAAUUCACUGGCACUAUAUUGUAAUUGAUGAAGGUCAUCGGAUAAAGAAUGCUUCUUGCAAGUUGAAUGCGGAUUUAAAGCACUAUCAAAGCUCUCACAGAUUGCUGUUGACCGGAACACCACUACAGAACAAUCUUGAGGAGUUGUGGGCACUGCUCAAUUUCUUGUUGCCUAAUAUAUUUAAUUCAUCAGAGGAUUUUUCUCAGUGGUUCAAUAAACCAUUUGAGAGUAAUGGUGAUAAUUCUGCUGAUGAAGCCCUGCUAUCUGAGGAGGAAAAUUUGUUGAUCAUAAACCGUCUCCACCAAGUUCUUCGACCUUUUGUACUUCGAAGGCUGAAACAUAAGGUCGAAAAUGAACUUCCUGAGAAGAUUGAGAGGCUUGUAAGAUGUGAAGCUUCUGCUUAUCAGAAACUUUUGAUGAAGAGGGUUGAAGAAAAUCUUGGUGCAAUUGGAAAUCCAAAGGCUCGAUCGGUGCACAACUCUGUUAUGGAGCUUCGUAAUAUAUGCAAUCAUCCAUAUCUCAGCCAGCUUCAUGCGGAGGAGGUUGAUAGUUUAAUACCACAGCAUUAUUUGCCACCAAUUAUUAGGCUUUGUGGAAAGCUUGAGAUGUUGGAUCGAUUACUCCCCAAGUUGAAGGCAACUGAUCAUCGGGUUCUUUUCUUUUCCACGAUGACUAGGCUACUUGAUGUUAUGGAAGACUAUCUCACCUUUAAACAGUAUCGCUACCUUCGGUUGGAUGGGCAUACAUCUGGAAAUGAUCGUGGUGCGCUAAUUGAUAAGUUUAAUCAACAAGGUUCCCCCUUUUUCAUAUUUUUGCUCAGUAUUCGGGCUGGUGGUGUUGGAGUAAAUCUUCAAGCUGCUGAUACUGUGAUCAUAUUUGACACUGACUGGAAUCCUCAGGUUGACCUGCAAGCCCAAGCAAGAGCUCAUCGGAUUGGCCAGAAGAAGGAUGUCCUUGUUUUACGUUUCGAAACAGUUCAAACUGUUGAAGAACAAGUCAGAGCUGCUGCUGAACACAAAUUGGGAGUUGCUAAUCAGAGUAUCACUGCUGGUUUCUUUGACAAUAAUACAAGUGCUGAAGACCGUAGGGAGUACUUAGAGUCCCUCCUGCGGGAGUGUAAGAAAGAGGAAGCUGCCCCAGUGUUAGAUGAUGAUGCUCUAAAUGACCUCUUGGCCCGCAGUGAGUCUGAGAUUGAUGUAUUUGAGUCAGUUGAUAAACAAAGGCGGGAAGAAGAGAUGGCAAAGUGGAAAAAGUUGGUAUUGGGAUCAGGGAUGGAUGGCUCCAAGCCUCUACCUCCUUUACCAUCUCGCCUUGUUACAGAUGAUGACUUGAAAGAAUUUUAUGAAGCAAUGAACUUGUAUGACGUACCAAAGACUGGGGCACAGCCUAAUGUUGGGGUAAAACGAAAAGGUGAAUCUCUUGGUGGUCUUGAUACUCAGCAGUAUGGGAGGGGCAAACGAGCGAGAGAGGUGCGCUCAUAUGAAGAGCAAUGGACAGAGGAGGAGUUUGAAAAAAUUUGUCAAGUUGACUCACCUGAAUCCCCCAAAUUGAAGGAAGAAGCUAUUGAGGGGAACCUGCCAAAAGUUGCUUCAAUGGGGACUAUUAGUGGCAUCGAACCUAAUCCUCCACCUUCACCUUCACCUUCACCUUCACCUUCACCUCUACCUCCACCUCCACCUCAACCUCCCCAACUACCACAACCACUUCUGGUGGAGCCUGCACAUCAGCCACAGCAGCAGAACAAAGAUGCAACACCACCAUCUAAACGGGGCCGUGGAAGGCCAAGAAGAGCAACUGCAGAUAAAUCUCCCUCUACACCAGUGCUCUCAGCACCUUCUGGAGCCAGUAAAGUGAAUGUCAGGUUACAGAAAGGAGCAGAUUCUAGCUCAUCAGCAUCCCCUGCUCUGGAUCUUCAUAAUAGGACAAGAGUUUCUCCUAACUUGCAGCCAAAUACACCCUCUGUUUCUGCUACUCCUGUUCAAUCUAGCCCACCUGGAUUCUCUCCACCAGUGCAGUCAAAAGGACAAGGUCAAAGGGCUCAAACUGGAGGACAAGCACCUCGUCGGAGGGGAAAGAAACAAGAACCAGCUUUCAACCCUACCGUUGAUGGUUUAGCUGGUCCUGCUCCUGAACCAAGUGAACAAUGUCAGAUUAAAUCAAUUAAUCCACCAGAUAAUCAAGCUGUUGCUAUAAGUGGUACUGUUCCGGGUGUUUCCAGUGUUCCUAUGGCUGAGUGCACCAAGCCUUUACCUAUUUCUUCUGGUGUGGAUUGUACUAGUGGAACCAAUCACCCUGCUGAUGCAGUGGUUAGUUUAAACUCUCAUUCAAUUCCUACUUCCCUUGGUGCCGCAAUUGCUCAAUCAGCUCCUUGUGCUACUGUACCUGUCCAAGUUAAAGACCAAGGCCGAAAGGCUCAGAGUGGAGUAGGAACACCUCGGCGUAGGGGAAGGAAACAGGUGCAAAUAUCAGGUACUGCUCUGGAUGUUUCGGCUGGUGAGCAUUCAAAAUUGAAUCCACAAGCACAGGAUAAAUCUGCAGAUGUAUCACCAAAUAAAGUCAUUGCAAUGAGAGGCAAUCAAGAAAAUGAGGCUAUUAAUCCAACAAAGGUUACUCAAGAGCAUGCACAAGGAACUAAUGCACCUGCUGUUGUAACUGGUCAGGAUAAACAUUCUACUGAACAUAAUAAUUUAUCUCAAAGCAAGCAACCUGAAAACUCACAGGAAGUGCAUAAUAGUACUACCAUAACCCUUGGGCCUGCUGUGGGACAAAUUCAAAAUGCUGAUGUGAAAGAGAAGGCUUCUGGGAUUUUGGAGGUUUCACCUGAAUGCUGUUCUCAAAAAGCUAUGUCUGGCGAGGUAUGUGGUAACCAAGGUGGUGCUGUACCUGUUAUACCUGUAUCUUCAGUUGCUAGUGCUACGAUGUCUUUGCCUACACCAAAUCCUUUAGAAGGUGCCUAUAAAACCAUCCCUAGUCCUGUUGCAAAGAUUACUCUGAGCUCUCAGCCUUUUCCAACUUAUGCUUCUGUUGCUUCAGCACCUCAGUCAGUCCCUUCCUGUCCUACUGAAUCUGUUCAAAGUAAAAGGCCAGGUCGUAAGACCACUAAUAGGGCAGAAGCACCUAGGCGUAGAGGAAGGAAACCUGCAAUUCCUGAUGCUUCAUCUGACCAAGACUUGAAAGUAAAUUGUCAGCCCCAGAAUAAAUCAAAGGAUUUAUUGGUCAAUAAAGCUACUGCAGGGAAGAGCAAUCAAGAUUCUGGCCCUCAUGAACUGGUCAAUGACACUCAGGUAUAUGCAUCUGAAGUUCAUUCUCCUGGUGCUUCAGUCAGUCAUGAUUCAAAGAGAAAAGUGACUAAUGCAAUUCAUGCAUUUAGUCGAAUUCAGACUGCUGAUGUAAAUGAUGUUGCACGAGUGAUGAAGGAGAUUUUCUCCGAAACCUGCUCGUCAAAAACUAAAGUUGGCGAACCUGCUGGGAGUGAGGGCAGGAAUACUCCUACUGCUCCAUUAUCAAGCAAGGUUUUUGAGGAGGUAGUCCAGAACCAAAGUUUAGGUGGUAAAUCAGCUGUGAGCAUACCAUCUCAUGAAAAAGCUGCUCCAACUUGUGAUGUUCCAACAGAAAAAAGUAAAAAGCAAUUUAAGAUUGAAGCUGAUGCAAAAGAACUGGAGGGCACUGCAUCUCUUGUGGUUAAUGCCCCUGUUCAGAGAGCUGAUUCUUUAAAACCAGAAUGCAAGACCCAUACUGGGUCAGACAACAUUACAAAUACAAGACAGAUUCCAAAUGAAAAUUCAAUUACAGAUACUAAUAUGGAGGUUUAUGGUACAUGCCCCCUAAAUGCUAGUGAAAAGAAAGAUGUGUCUCAAGGAACUCCUGCUCCUGGUGGUGAUCAAGUAGGUUCUAGAGUUCAACUGGACUCUCUCCAUAUAAUGGACCUGCCUCAAACUGCUGAGAGUGAUAAAACCAACAUAGAGCCUGCUUUUAAAGAAGCUCCCAAAACUGAUAAUACUGGUUAUAAUUCCAGAAUGGUUUUGUCUGUGUCAGGUAUGGUGGUGCCUUCUAUUAAUGAUUCUGAAACCAAAAAAGAAAGCCCUGGUAUGACUAGAGCUUCUGAUGGAAAUACUAGAAGCAUUGGUCUUAAUGAUAUUCCUGCAGAAACAUUGGUUUCAGAUCAAUCUGCUGUUUAUUUGAGUGGCUUAUCCUUUGACAAGUCAGACAUGGCUUCUAUAGUUACGGGAUGCUCUACAGAAGUCAUUGUUGUUGAAGGUCCAGAAGCUUCAGAAAACUCAAACAAUCUUGGAGCUUGUUUUAUGGAUGAAGACACAGCUCCGGCUCGUGAGACUGCUACUUUGAAUGAGGCUUCUGUUGACAAUUGCGAUGUGGAUGGUCAAGCUGAUGGCAGUGACUCUAAGGGUCACCCUGUACCUGAACCUGUUCUAUCUAUUACAACUGAAUCUACUGAUAUAGAGCUUGUUCCUCGAGAUGGUGGGGCCUUGCAACAAUCCUUGUUGGUUAAAGAUAGGGAGGGUAAUGGUGUUGAGUUUCACAAUAUGGAAUUAUGUCCCUCUGAGACAGAAGUGCCCUCUCUGAAAGAGUUUACUGCUGAAUCAGCCAGUAAAUAUCCUGCUCCAGAAGUUGAUGGUGGUAAGCAACUGUCUGCGGGAGUUGAAACUACUAAGGGUGAUUAUGUUGAAGUUUGCGAUACAGAAGUUAAAUCCUCAGAAAGACAAUCAUCUGAGUCAGCUAUGCGACCUUUGGAAAUAGCAAUUCCUGUUUCUGAUAUUUUACAGGACAAGAAUAUUGAACAGUCCAGGACAGAUGCGGGUGCAAAUGAGUCAGAGGAGAAAAGUCCUGUUGUGGUUAUGACCCUUAUCACAGAAAGUGCUUGUUCAGUACCUCAGUGCCAGGCUGCUAGUGGCCCUGAGAACAAGUCAGAUUCCAGACAGGAUUCCUGUGAAAUCUCAAUAACCGAGAACAUCAUGGAGGUUGAUUGUAAAGUUCAUCUUAGUGCUAACGAUAAAGAAGCUUUUGCUUCCCAGAGAUCAAAGAGUCCUAAUGGAGAUAGCUCUGAUCUUACUGUUGGGCCCUCUAGCAAUCAAAUAGACCUUCAGCAGUUGAAUUGUAAUAGUUGUGAAAACAAAACAGUGAUCUCUUCAGAAGACUCUCUGGAAGUGACUCAUUAUGACACUGGUAACCUUAAAUCCACCAUAGACUCUAUAAAUGCCAGAGAUGCUUGUAAUCCUUCUGGAGCGGUCCCACCUACUUCUGUUUUGAUGGAACCUAAUGUGGCCAGCUCUGAAGACAACAAAAAAGCUUCUUUGGAAUUUUCAAAUUCAUCUCCGCUUGAUAUUAGUUUUUCAAAGGCCAGUGUUGCUUGUGACUAUUCUGGAAUGAAUGCAGUAGUUCCUUUGAGUACAGACCAUUCAAUUGCUGGAAGCCUUCCUGAUCCAACUGCAAUUCCAUCUGAAAACAGCACAGAACCUUUUACAAGAGAGUCUUUAAAAUGUUCUUCUAUCAAUGUUGAAAGUGCUGAAGGUGCUCUGAAUGCCAUCAAAUUGCAUGAUGUUACCUGUCCAGAUAUGUCAGGUACGUUGGACACACCAGGUAUGGUUGAGAACAAUUCUGAAUAUGAAUCAGAGCCCCCAGAUAAAUCAGGCACAGUGGAUGCACCUGCUAUGGUUAAGAACAAUUCUGAAUGUGAAUCAGAGCCUUAUCCAGAUAAGUCAGGCACAGUGGAGGUACCUGCCAUGGUUGAGAAUAAUUCUAAAUUUGAAGCAGAGCAUUCUCUGAAAUCAUCUCCAAAAGCUUCUGCCUUCGAUUUUGAAAACCUUGGAAGUGCUGGAAUGUCUGCAAAACCUGAUGUUGAUGAUGUUCCUCCUGUGACUUCAAAUUUUUCUGCAAGUCCUCUUCAUUCAGGCAUGGUGGAGCCUCCUGCUAUUACUGAGAAUAAAUUGGGAAAGGAAACAGAACCUUCUUUGGAAGAGUCUUUACAAACCUCUGCCACCGAGAGAGGAAGCCUCGAGGCUCUCAGUAUUUCAACUAAAUCUCAUGCUCUUAGUGAUCAUUACCCAGUAGCUGCAGCUUCUGAAUCCCGUGGUGAAGUCAUUUUUGGUGGUCCAGAAGUUUCCCCAAAGUCCGAUGAUCCUUCCAUUGCUCCUGUAGUACCUGAUAUGGCAGCAGGCAACAAUAACAUUUUGCACGAGGCUUCUGAUAAUGUGGAUGGUCCAUCUAGUGGGAGUAAAAAUACGAGGGACUUGGUGUCAGACCCCAUCCACUUGGUUGCUUCUGAAUCUACUAAUAUAGAACUUAUGCCUAAAGAUGAUGAGUUGCAACAGCCAUCGGCUCUUGAAAGGGGAGAUGAUAACUCUGUUGAUGUUAGCAAUGAGGAAGUAGGCCCCUCUGAACAACCAGCACCUUCUCUGAAGGAUGUUGCUUCUGAAUCUGCUAAUGUAGAUUUUGAACCUGGGGAUCAUGGUAAGGUGAAGCCCUCUCUGGGAAUUGAGAGUUUAGGGGGUGGUCAUGUGGACAGGGAUGUUGACCCUUUGGAAAUGGAAGCAUCCAUUGAGAAAGAUAUUGCAGCUGUGCCAUCCAGCAUGGAGCUUUUUCCUGGAGAUCACAGUAAAAUGCAUCUUCAAGUAGGAGUUGCAGGUAGUGAAGGUGAUAGUGUUCCGGUUAGAAACACAAAAGUUGACCCCUCAGAAGCACAUGCAACUUCAUCAGAGGUUACCACCAAGGAGUCCCCUAAAGGAGAGCUUGUUCUAGAUGAUCAAUUUCAAGAGCUCCCAGGAAUCAGGAAGAUAGAGGCUUACCAUGUUGAGGCUUCUACUGUUGGACAAAACUCCUCAGACGCACAGGCAUCUUCACUGCAAUGUGGUGAUUCUGAUGAUAAAGAGCUUGUUCAUAGGUCUGAGGUUGAUAUUGUUGAGGCCUGCAAUCUGGAGUCAAAUCCCACCGAAGGACCAUCCUCCUCACAAGUCAUCUCUGACGCAUCUGCCAAUCCAGGGCUUACACACAACGAUCAAGUUACAACUGAGCUCCAAUCAGAAGAUCAUGCGGAGGCUUCUCAGCAGCCUAAGGUUGAAAAUGCUGAUGUCUCCAAAAUAAAAAUAGACCCCAUAGAAACAAAAGUUCCUUCACCCCAAUUGAAUGUCGGUGCUGAAGCUUCUCAUCAGCCAAAGGUUGAAAGCACAGAUGUCUCAAAUAUGGAAAUAGAGCCCAUGGAAACAAAAGCUCCUUCACCGCCACUGGAAGAUGAUGAUGUUGAAGCUUCUCAGCAGCCUAAGGCUGAAAGUACUGAUUUCUCCAAUAUGGAAAUAGACUCCACAGAAACAAAAGUCCCUUCACCAGGUGUGGAUGAAACUAAUGCAUAGAUUAACUUGGAUGAAGCUGGAGUUGUUUUAUGGUCAGAGGCAUCAUUCCUUUGAUCCCCUUCUCAUUGGCGCACCGAAUCAUUUUUUCCAAUUUGUAGAUGUUUAUCUAAUCCUAUCUUAGUUGUAAAGAGCUCUACAUUUGAGUUAUAAGCCUGAGCAUUAGAAAAUAGUUGGUUACUCAACUUGCCUUUCCAAUGGUUGAAUGAAUUUGGAGAGAAAUGCUGAGCUGUAUAAUGAAGCAACCAUUUGCUAAUAUUCACUGUUUUUCUCCAUUUUUUCGACCUACUCAUUUUGGGUAGAAAGGUAGAAAAUUAUUUUUAAUGUAAAGGUUGAAUUAUAAAAUAACACAUUAUCAAGGCAGGAUGUUCGCAAGCAUUUUUUCAUCGAGGAUUAAACAAAUAUCAAGGAUUUGGGCCUCUGACCGGUGGGUUUUUUCUCAAGUUUU